AUGGAGACUCCUCGCAAGCCAACGGUCACGGGCAUCAAUGCCUUCCACCCCAAGAACCUUGUCGCCAACUUCAGAAUCAAGAAAGCCAAUUUCAAGCAUGGUAUCAAGAGUAAGGAGAACUUCAAGCAAUAUCUGCGCACUCCUGGCUCGAACGCGGACCCCACUGGGUCAUAUUCAUGGAUCAAUGAUGACUUGUUGCCCACGCCACUCUACGCCCGGACCUGGGCAUGGUGGAAUUACUUUUUCUUCUACUUCAGUCUAUCCAUGGACAAUUGGACACUUGGCUCAGUCAUGAUCGGGUGCGGUCUGAAUUGGUGGCAGUCUAUUAUCAUCGUCUUCUCCAGUCAACUCGUCAGCUCCGUUGCCAUGGUCAUCAAUUCUCGGUCUGGAGAAGUCUACCAUGUCGGCUACCCGAUCAUCUCAAGAGCAGUGUUUGGGACUUGGGGCGCAUACUAUGUUGUGUUUGCAAGAUCUGUCCUGGCCAUUGUCUACUAUGCAAUCAAGCUUUACGUGGGGUCGUCCUUCGUUGUCAUCAUGCUGACUGCUGUCUUUGGAGAUUCGUACAGGAAUAUCCAUAAUUCCGUCCCGGCAUCUGUCGGCAUGAGCACUAAGCAGUUCAUUGCCUUCUUUCUUUACUGGCUCGUCCACAUCCCUUUCACGCUUCUGAGACCGUAUCAGAUGCGCUGGAUCUUCACUCUCAAGAUGGUCACGGUGGUCCCAGCAUGCUUCGGCCUGUUUAUCUUCUGCAUGGUAAAAACCAAAGGAAAUAUCGGUGGAGGCCUACCCGGAGCUCCGGCAUCAACAUCCACGAGCUUUGCAUGGUUUGUUGUGUACGCUUUCAACAGCGGGCUUGGGAAUACUGCAAAUAUCAUCACGAAUCAACCUGACUUCAGCCGCUGGGCCAAGUAUAAGUAUGCUUCCAUGUGGUCGCAGCUGAUCGCAAACCCAAUCAGCGUUACGAUCAAUGCCUCACUCGGUAUUCUGGCCACUUCGGCUAUCAAUCAUUCCUGGGGUCUUCAGCUGUGGAAUCCAUGGGACCUUCUCGACGCCAUCUUGACGAGAUAUCCCUCAUCGUCUGUGCGAUUUGCAGUGUUUCUUUGCGCAACCUUCUGGGCAUUGUUGGUCCUCGGCACAAACAUCGCUGCCAACAUGGUUCCGUUCGGGUCGGACAGCACCAUGCUUCUUCCGCGAUACAUCAAUAUGACGAGGGGCCAGUUUUUAGGUCUGUGCCUCGCAUGGGCUGUCAACCCCUGGAAAAUCCUCCAAUCUGCUGCAGUCUUUUUGAACUUCCUCGGCGGCUACAUCAUCUUCAUGGCGUCUGCCGUGGGCAUCAUGGUAGCCGAUUACUUCAUCCUCACCAAGGGCAACAUCUUUCUUAAGCAUCUAUACGACGGCGACAAGUCCAAUCCACACUACUACUACCACAGGGGCUGGAACAUCCAAGCGUACAUUGCCUACAUCGUGGCCGUUGUGAUUCCCUUCCCCGGAUUCUGCGGCUCUCUCGGAGCAAACGUCUCGGAAACGGCCAUGAACAUCGGUCAUCUUGGCUGGUGUCUGUCCUUUGUGGUGUCGAUCGCCGUGUACGUUCCGCUGUGCUAUUUCUGGCCCACCAAGAACCAGAAGCUGAUCAAGAGCAUGGGCCUGAAAUUCGAGCAGAUGGCGAGUGAGGAGCUUGAUCCGACAACACUGCCGAACUUCCACUCGACUUUGAUCCAUGGGCAAGAAGUGAAGGCUGAAGACGAGACGCUCUCGCCCGUGGAAAAGACGGUAGGAGAAAGUACAGUCAUCACAUCGAAGGCGGAUUGACUGUAAGAGGGGGAGGUGAUGUGCUAGAAUAUGUAUGGUAUGGUGGGUUCGUUAAUAGAGAGCGAAGCGAUGAAUGGCCCAAGGUGUCGAUAAGUGGCUACACUCAGAUGAUAAAUGAUGUCUUUCCCUUGUACGGCAGGCGUUCAAUAGUCCUUCCUUAGAAC
Messenger RNA from Exophiala xenobiotica, 1970 nucleotides. RefSeq lists its product as uncharacterized. Gene Ontology annotation, cellular component: plasma membrane. Gene Ontology annotation, molecular function: nucleobase transmembrane transporter activity. The record is from RefSeq and is a predicted model, not a curated record. Gene Ontology annotation, biological process: nucleobase transport; transmembrane transport. Lineage: Eukaryota; Fungi; Ascomycota; Eurotiomycetes; Chaetothyriales; Herpotrichiellaceae. The transcript is spliced from 5 exons. The coding region runs from base 1 to 1806 and encodes 601 amino acids.